AGGAAAGAAGAAAGAAAUUCGGAAGUUUAUUAUGCGAGGCUAAGAAUCAAAAAUAGCAAGUUAUAAUAAGAAAAAGAAAAAAAAAACUCGAGAAAUUUGUGAAAGAGUGGGAUGGGAAAUGAUCACCCAGAGCUGAAGGAUUCUUUUACGGGUGUAAAUUCAACUUCUGGAUUUGCUCCAUACCCGAAAUUUGAUCCAAAAUAUAUAGAAAAUCAGCAAAAUAUGGGAACAUUUGUUGGCAUGGGAUCUCAAUCUGAAUCUGGAUUGAAUUCAACUUCUGGAUCUUCUUCAAUGAAUAAAUCAGUUAGUUUCAAUUCAGAGAAAGACUUACUUCCAAUCACAGAUCAUAAUAGUAACCAUUCUGCAGCUACAACAACAACAACAACUAUGCCACCUGAAACUAAUCCUUAUAUUUCUUCUUCGCCUGUUCCUUCUUCUGCUUCUGUUAAAGAGACAAUGGAAACAGUUAGGGAUGCUGUUAGCAGAUGGAGUAGAAGGGUGGGAGAAGCUACAAAGAAAGCUGAAGAUCUUGCUGGGAAUGUUUGGCAACAUUUGAAAACGGCUCCCAGUGUUACUGAUGCUGCGAUGGGAAUGAUUGCGCAGUCUACAAAAGUUUUAGCAGAAGGUGGUUAUGAGAAGGUCUUUCAACAAUCUUUUGAAACUGUUCCUGAAGAGCAACUUCAAAGUUCAUAUGCUUGCUAUUUGUCAACAUCUGCUGGUCCAGUCAUGGGAACUUUAUAUUUGUCCACCGCAAAAAUUGCAUUUUGUAGCGAUAAUCCUCUUUCAUAUAAAGUUGGAAGUCAAACAGAAUGGAGCUAUUAUAAGGUAAGUAUCCCCUUGCAUCAACUUAAAGCGGUGACUCCAUCGGCAAGCAAAACCAACCCUGCUGAAAAAUAUAUCCAGAUUGCUUCUGUUGACGGCCAUGAAUUUUGGUUCAUGGGCUUUGUGAACUAUACCAGUGCUGUAAAAUACCUACAAGAUGCUUUGCAAACCCACAACUUGCAUUCUGUGUAACAGGUUGCCGUGCUAAUCUACCAUCGAGCCUCAUGCGUAACCUAGCCAAGGGAGCCGAAGCGGAAGGGGGCUGAGAUUGUGUCAUAAGGGGGGCAAGCUAACUCUACCGUCCAUGUUAAUUCUUGCAAUAUUACGUCAUUGGGGGCUUGAACCUGGGACCUCCUGGAGCGCAUGAAACUUUGGGGAACGGGGAUGACCAGCUGAGCUAAGGGGCCGUUCUUAGCUUAGCUGAGCAACAUUAUUAUUAUUAUUUGUAUUUUUUUUUUUAUUUACAACAUACUUAUCAGCCGAACCUUCGGGUGUGUGAAGAAUACUGAGAAAUGCGGUUGAUAACUUGUUAGCCGAACUUUGGUGUUUUGAAAACAUACCUAGAUUCGGUUGAUAAGUUACCAGUCGAACUUUUUUUUUAGCUCCAAAAGGGCA
Messenger RNA from Papaver somniferum (opium poppy), 1437 nucleotides. Its product is annotated as GEM-like protein 1. The transcript is spliced from 5 exons. The coding region runs from base 112 to 1014 and encodes 300 amino acids. The record is from RefSeq and is a predicted model, not a curated record. Lineage: Eukaryota; Viridiplantae; Streptophyta; Magnoliopsida; Ranunculales; Papaveraceae.